GAGGAUGCCAACAUGCUCGUGCGAAGCCCGCGUUGAAUAGAAGAGUGAUUGGCUCCCAUAGACGCUCAGAAAAACCAGACUAAUACAACAUGAGGUGUUGCUCACCAUAACCAUCUUUAAGCCAUUUGGUGUUUUGUUUUUUUCUCACGGCUUGCCUUCAUACAGAGGCUGGUUCUUUGGAGGGGCUAAAAGGUAUCGUCACUUUUUUUUUGCUUUGGAACUUGAAACGAGGGGGCACAAUGAACGAGGAACCGGACGGCAACGUCACUCAGACGUACGACAACUGGACGUUCCCCAACAUCUCCUCGACGUCGUCAUGGGAGGAGGAGAACCCUUUCAGACCCAGGAAUAACAUCACAUACGUUGGAUAUUACCUGCACGAGUCGUCCAUCGCGGCCAUCUUCGUGGCGUCCUACCUGUUAAUCUUCCUGGUGUGCAUGGUGGGCAACGGCGUGGUAUGCUUCAUCGUGCUGCGCAGCAAGAACAUGCGCACGGUCACCAACCUGUUCAUCCUCAACCUGGCCGUGAGCGACCUUCUGGUUGGCAUCUUCUGCAUGCCCACCACGCUGCUGGAUAACAUCAUCACAGGGUGGCCCUUUGGAAGCCUGGUGUGUAAAAUGAGCGGCAUGGUGCAGGGAAUCUCCGUGUCGGCGUCGGUGUUCACGCUGGUCGCCAUCGCAGUUGACAGGUUCCGAUGCAUCGUGUACCCCUUCAAGCAGAAGCUGACGCUGUCCACAGCCACCCUAAUUAUAGUCAUCAUCUGGGUCCUGGCCAUCUCCAUUAUGUGUCCCUCUGGGGUCAUGCUGCAGGUGACCAAGGAGCAAACUAUCAGUGUGCUGCUAGGAUACAACAACAAAACAACUCCCUUUUACUGGUGCCGAGAAAACUGGCCCAACCAGGGCAUGAGGAAGAUCUACACCACGGUCCUCUUCGCCAACAUCUACCUCGCCCCCUUGUCCCUCAUCGUGAUCAUGUACGCCCGCAUCGGAAUCACGCUCUUCAAGUCGGCCGUGCCGACGGGCGGCAAACCGGGCCACGACAACCGCCACACGGUGUCCAAGAAGAAGCAGAGGGUCAUCAAGAUGCUGCUUGUCGUGGCCCUGCUGUUCAUCCUGUCCUGGCUGCCCCUGUGGACGCUGAUGAUGUUGAGCGACUACGCCAGCCUCACGGUGCAGCAGCACCGCGUCAUCAACAUCUACAUCUACCCCUUCGCCCACUGGCUGGCCUUCUUCAACAGCAGCGUCAACCCCAUCAUCUACGGCUUCUUCAACGAGAACUUCCGCCGGGGCUUCCAGGCCGUCUUCAAGUUCGGCCUGUGCUCGGCCAACGGCCAUCGCAGGAAGACCUACUCGCACCGGCUGCAGGGGAACUCGGUGCUGCCGGCCAACCCCGGGGCCUCGGUGGAGCCCGUCUCCCUGAACAGCCUGGACAACAACACGUCCCGCAGGUCCAGAAACGUCAACGAGCAGGACCUGGUCAUGGAGGACCUGGACAAGGUCUCGCCCAGCAGCGGGGGAGUGACUGCCGUGUCUAUUUGAGCGAGACAAGGGGUGCGAGGUGACUGUCAGAGCGGGACGGGAGACCUCUGUGUCUAUUUGAGCAGGACAGGUGCACGGGUGGUUUUGGUUAGUUUGCCUUCGUCGUGGAUUGAAAUUGAAACGACAUGUGGGGACAGGACAUUGACUGUGUCAGCAACUGCACAACUGCAAAAGUGAAUAGCUUUUUUUUUUCCUUCUUAAAUGUUGAAUGUUACGUUAUCAAAAUAGUAGCAAAUAAAGCAGCUUUGUAUUUUACGCCUCUUCGAAAUCAAGCACAAACGUAUUACAAUAAACAAGUUUGUACAACCUCGCCAAGGGGUGAGUUUUAUAGUAGCAUUUAACUGGAAAAGCUAUCCUUUCCUAUCUCCUAUUAUACAUACCAUAUGGCACAUCAUGUGUAAUAUGAAGGGACAAGCAUUUCUGGUGAUACUUUGGUCAAACCUACAUAUUGUGUUGACACUUGAAAUUCAGUUGAAACUCUAGCUCUGUUGUCUAUAACAAUCUUAUUAAAACAAUCAUUUAUAAUGGGUAAAGCCUUUUUUCAAGGAUUUCAAGGAGAUCGGAAAUACGGCAUCAUUCUGUUUUCCCUAUCACUAAAACGUGUUUCAAUAUAAAUUUCAUACACACGAAUGCCAGCUAAACUAUAAAUUAUGACUGGAAAAUGUUAUUCCACAAAAUGGGUUUACCGGUAAUUCAAUAUUUCAAACGUAUAUUUGGAUGGAUCAUUUGAUAAAAUGUCCUUUAUGACUCAAUCCUCCACCCUUCUGAUCUUGGUUUAUUCAAUUUGUUUCGUGAAUGCAGAUCAAUAUCGCAUUAAGCAUGAUGUCUAUGCUCACAGCCAAAGUGGACCCGGCCCCAUUUGAAUUUACCGUUGCGAGGCCACACAGGCAGAGAGGCAGCCAGACUGGGGUCAACAAUCAAUACAUAACUAUCAGAAAGAUUAAUGAGUGCAUGAAGAAUUACUAUGAUCGCGCCAGAGAAUUGUUGCCAAGUUUUCCAAUCAGGAAUUUUCUGUUCAAAUUAGGGUUUUUGUCCAUUGGCCAUUUGGAGAACCCACCAACCUGAGAAUGCUAUUUUUGAGAGUAUCCUACCGAAAAGGCAAGUCCUCGAAACACAAGGCGAGCUUUCUUGCUAGCUAUAGCGAUAGGUCUGCCUAGCCGGCCAGGCCUGUUAUUGGUUGAUGUCAGGAUGUAAAGAGAUAUAAACAAAUAUGACGAAAAUGAAUCUAAGGUGAAUUGACGACUGUAACAUUGAAAUAAUGGUCAAUCAGUACUAGUCAAUCAAACAGCAUAGGAUACUAUUCUUAAUUGUUAUUUAAGGGUUAACAUCUUUUGGCAGAGUGAGUGAGUGUUAAUCAGGGCAGAAACACUGAUUCGUUGUCGUUGAAAACCAUGAAUACAAUAUGCCUCAUUCACACAGGCAUCCACAGCACUCAAACAGUAGCUGUUCAAUAUGUGGUUAACAUUUAUUGAGCACCAGCCAUAAUUGAUAUGCCUUGGAGGAGUGCCGAGAAUUUAAAAUGAAGUACUGGGAGCAGCUUUUAGAGGACACACAUUUCCUCUAAAGCUGGAGGAGUGGAGGAAGCAUUUGUAUCAAUAUUAUUAAUAUACACACAUUGCUGACAUUUUGAAAAGCAGAACAUUGCUUUGAUUACCUUAUUUCCUCAAGUCACUUAGUCUUGGUACAAAGAGUGUAAUGCUGCUGACAUGGCUUCUUUUUGUUCAUCAUGAUUUUGUGAGGAAUGUGCCGUUUAAAGUUUCUCAAAGUGUUUCCUAUUGAAUUACAAAGUGUUGUAUAACGAUUGCUUUGAUCUCUCCAUGAAACAGUUCCUGUGAUUUUUAUCUGAAAAAGAAAAUGGGACUGCCGGAUAAACUUAUAUUGUCUACCUUCAUUUGGUAGCCUUUGCCCUGUGCCCAGAAUUUCUGCUGUGAAGUUCUGUGUGUCUUUGUGAACUGUGGUUGUUAGGACCCCUAUGAGUUUUGAUCACCUAUCGGCCAUCUUGGUUCUAAAUGCCAGCUCGUUGGUGGAACUGAAUGCAGUUCCACCAACGUUAUAAGCUUAAAUAACAAGAUUCCAGGAAAUCUUAAGAUUUCAACAACACAGACAUCAUGAACGUCAAUCAAUUUAUACUAAAGUUAGUAUGAUGCAAAUUGCUUGCACACAGUUCCACCACACAGCUGGCGUUUUUCCAAGUUCAAACCAAAAUGGCCAGUGUGAGGCUUUUUGAACCUGUAGGUGUUUUUGGUGUUUCUAAGGGUGACUUAGUGUUGUCUGGCACUUUCUGUGGAGGCUUUGUUCCCAAAUAACUUGUUGAAAAAUAAGAUGUUGUCUUCGCUGUACAGAAAAACAUUACACUAAUGCAAACCUCAAAAAAUACCAGUGCAAAAAUAAGCUACGCAAAAAGGUUAUUUAUUUAUUCUCACCCAUUUCGCUCACCAUCCCUACUCUUUGGGACCGGGCGUUUGAACUGCCUCAGUACCGUACCGGAGGCCACUGAAAUGGGCACAUUUAUUAUACUCCCUGCUGGCUCUCCAUAAUGUUGUGCGACCGUGUGAGCCGACAUGCUGUCACUCAAUAUUAAUGAUUUCUGCCGCUCAAAAUUUGGCAAUUUCCCCCUGAGCGUAGGAGUCGACUAUAGAGACUGCUGGUCAAUUUCCAUGCAUGUCAUUGGCCCGGGCACAUUGUGCAGAAUGAAAUCAAUGUCUGGCAUCGUGGUGGGAGCCAAACUGGUUUGUGGAAAACAAUGCUGCUCUGUGUAUCAUAGUCUAGGUGGGGUGAUUAGCCCCAAUAGAGAUGUGAAGGUCAGGUUUAAUCUGCUGCAAGGGGAAGUAAUUUCCCACACCUUGUAGAACAACCGUUUCUAAGUCUCCUCGCCUCAGACGCAGUCAGAACCCAUGAUUAUCAUUCUUGCUUAUGUUCCACUGUGUUAAGUUGUUGUUGUUGUUGGUGUAUAUGUUUUGCCAUCUGUCGGAGGUUGUGUAUGAGAAUACAUCUAAUUAGUAUCAUUAAAGGAGAACAUAUUAUUGAAAAUGCUUACUGGUAUAAGAAUUCAAAUCUCACAGUUACUGAUGACUCUUGGGAGUGUCAUCGACUGCCUAUUCUUGUGACGCUUUCUUUAUGUGCACUUAUUGGAUGGCAGAAGUGAUGUAGUGGUCGGGCCUUGAUAUUGAAUGUACAGAUUCAUUCUGUGCCUGUAGCCCUCAAUCAUAUAGUAAGUCCCUUUGCUAUUGUUGCUGCUCCAAACUUUGCCAAAUUGAAUGGAUGAGUACCCGUAAAAAUGUGUUUUGUUGGAUUUUGUACAAGUUGCAUGUGGAUAUGUUGUGUCAUUUGUUGUGAGUGUUUUACUACUUAAUUCUAUAUGUUGGGAUUUGUACGUUCGUACCGGUAUGGUGUGGAAUUAACAAUUGUGAACGGAAUUGGUUUGAAUGAGAUUUUCGGUAAUAGCAUGGAGAAUGAAAGUUUUCUGUGGCAGACACUGGUAGGGAGAUAGGACUUGACCAAUAUUAUUUGUGAAGGGCUCAUUUGAACAUCUAUUACCUCUGUGAAUAUUCAUGGUUAAAUGAUGAAUGAAUGCUCAUGUAAUCAUAAUAUAUUAUCCAUCGAGGUCACCUGCAUAUAUUGAACAGUUUGCUGAACAUGAACAGCAUUCGAGGAAGCAGCGUGAUCUAUGAAAAUGUAAGUAUGUAAUAAUGCUAAUGUUUGAUCCAGAUUCAGGGAUUAGCAAUUUAACUCAAUAAGACACAGAACAUUAACUCUUUUGUUAUUUUAAUUUUUGCUAAAAGGGUUCAGUGAAAUCUUGAUGUUUCAAAUGCAAAUUGUAAUGCACUUGUUGAUAUAACCAUUUUGCAUCAAAAAAGAAGUGUGAAAUCUGUUUGGGGUCACCUUAAAGUGUAAGUAAACUCCAAAAAUAUAUUUUUGCAGUUGAAAACGGUUCAGUUUUGGUCUCACAAAGUGUUAUGGAACAUUUCUAUGUUAUUUUGACUAAAAUGUAUGAAGUUGCUCAACAUGGGAAAUUCUCCGUAAAAUACAAGAUGUUUGCUACUACUAAAAACGCUAUUGGUGAGUUGUAGUUUUCUAUUGGUAACAAUCAAACUCUGCAGCUAAAGUAAGUGUGGCAUUGGCCUUGACAACAUAUGAAAAUGGCCCUCACACUUGCUCCUAUGGAACCCAGUAUGUCCGUUUUUUCUUACACAGGCUGUCACGACAGCUCAGAUUGCAGAGGAGUUUACAGACCCUUCAUUGACCCUGUGUGUUACAGUUCAAUCAGUAGCAAGUAAAACAAAUUACUUUGACCACUUGCUGGGACACAUACAUUCAUAUAGCAUAUAUAUGUAAAAAAUAUAUGUAUGUAUAUAGUGUAUAUAUAUAUAUAUAUACACACACACACACACAUAUAAAUAUAUAUGCAGAAAUAUAUAUAAAUCUUUACUUACAAUUGAAUAUAACAUUAGGUAAAGCCUUUGUAAAAGGAAUGCCACUUUGGUGAAGUCUUUAUUUUGUAAUUGGAUUUUGGGCUCUUAUACAUUUCCAGUGUGUGUUUGAGUGUUUGGAGCUUACCCUUGAACACAAGGGAUGGUCAGACACUGCACUGGCCAAAUUUACAUGUUGAAAUGUAUUCGUAUCUUCAAUAAUUCACAUGUUAGACUAUCGGGCACAAAAUCCACAUCCUGCCAAAAAGGAAUAUGUGUUUUCAGGCAGAAGCACUGCACUUUGGGGACCUCAAAUCAACGCGCGUGCACACACACACACACACACACACACACACACACACACACACACACACACACACACACACACACACACACACACACACACACACACACACACACACACACACACACACACACAAAAGGCUGGUUCCCUGAAACCAGCCAAUUGGAAUGGAUCCUCAUCAUCAUCAUCAUCCCACUUUGCUCUUUGCACGGGUCGCAUAAAGGACAAAGCCAACACAAACCAUAUAGAUGACAGUUGUCUCAGGAGGAGCAGAGGUCACCAAAUUGCAACCACAUCGGGGCCGGAAUAACAUCACAUAAAAUGCAUUCAACAUGAGCAGUGUGGCUUGUCACUACAUGAACAAGAUUACAUUAAACGACGUUGUUGGAAUUCUCCCAUAGCAUGCGCUGCCUGAGGAUAUGCAGAGAGAGAAGAAGAUGGAGCAAGAGAGAGGGAGAUUAAUGAGAGAGGCAAAGAGAGCGGGAGAAGGGAUACUGCCAGACAUUUCUGCCAGUGGGGAAGCAAUGACUGACAGCGUGAGGGGGUGUGUGGUGUGUGCAGGAAGAAGAGUGGGAACUGAGCUGCUGCGAACACACACACACGCAACCACGCUUGUGUUGUGUGCGCACCCUUUUUUUCUGGAAUUCGAAACCACUGUCAUAAAUCACAGCUACGUGUGCACCUCGGAACUGUGUUGCCUUCAUAAUACCUCGCAGUUAUGAAGGCGUAUAAUGUGUUGCAUGACUCGGCAGAUGGUCAACCGGUGAAUUAGCCGUGAUACAUUGUACUAUAUCACUUGUAUUAUAUCGAUAACAACCCAUUUAUAUUCCUGCUGUGCUUUACUUGCCUUGUGUUCAACUUUAUUUUUUUCGCGUGGCCCUGGAGGGUUUGCUGAAUCUUGUGUGUCAGCUUUGAUUAAAGAUGUUGUCAAAAUAAAAAAGAAAAUUCU
Molecule: messenger RNA, 7200 nt
Organism: Gadus morhua (Atlantic cod)
Lineage: Eukaryota; Metazoa; Chordata; Actinopteri; Gadiformes; Gadidae
Gene: npffr2a
Product: neuropeptide FF receptor 2a
Exons: 4
Coding region: 240-1538 (432 amino acids)
Biological process (GO): G protein-coupled receptor signaling pathway; cellular response to hormone stimulus; regulation of adenylate cyclase activity
Cellular component (GO): plasma membrane
Molecular function (GO): opioid receptor binding; peptide binding; neuropeptide receptor activity
Source: RefSeq, a predicted model, not a curated record